Raphanus sativus (radish) is the source of this 3018-nucleotide messenger RNA. Its product is annotated as G-type lectin S-receptor-like serine/threonine-protein kinase SD2-5. The record is from RefSeq and is a predicted model, not a curated record. Gene Ontology annotation, biological process: protein phosphorylation. Gene Ontology annotation, molecular function: ATP binding; protein serine/threonine kinase activity. NCBI's taxonomy places the organism in Eukaryota, Viridiplantae, Streptophyta, Magnoliopsida, Brassicales, Brassicaceae. The transcript has a single exon. Bases 302 to 2800 code for a protein of 832 amino acids.
AGAUAGAAAGCAAACAGAUUUGAAGGAAACGUGUCACAGAGAUUCUUAAUAAAGACGAUGCAAUCCAUCUCUCUACUGUUUGCUACUCUCUCCCCGUUUCAGCCCCAGUUGUCGUCUUCCUCUUCUAUCACAAACCAAACUCAAACAUCAUUGAAUGUCAGAGAGACAGAGAAGGCAAACCCAAAACCAGAUUUUUCAGAAGGGCUCUGAGAUUUGUCUUUUUCUAUAUUUCUGGUGAAUUUUUUUUUGUUUCUCAGAUCCAUUGACUUGAUCCACAAGUUUUAGAUCUUUUUUAAGGUUUAUGGCUUCCACGAUCUUCUUCCAAGUAAAACCCAUGAGAAGCUUCUUGAUCAUCUUCUUUGUAACAUGUCUCGCCUUCUUCCCCGAUCCUCUACACGGCGGUGUAGCGUACACCGGGAGCAUCACCCCAGGGUUUGUAGGAUCUCAGAUGAACUACAUCAACAACGACGGCAUCUUCCUCGAAUCAAACAACUCAGACUUCGGUUUCGGUUUCGUGAACACACCAGCUUCCGUCACUCUCUUCACUCUCAGCAUCGUCCACAGAGCCAGCUCGAGACUCAUCUGGUCCGCGAACAGAGCUUCCCCUGUUUCAAACUCCGACAAGUUCCAGUUCAAAGCCAACGGAAACGUGGUCCUGCGUAGCGAGCAAGGAGGAGGAUCCGAGGUUUGGAGAUUGGACAGUUCAGGCAAAAACGUUUCGAGAAUCGAGCUCCGUGACUCGGGGAACCUCGUUGCUGUUUCGAGUGAUGGAGUUUCGAUCUGGGAGAGCUUUGAUCAUCCUACGGAUACUCUGAUUACGAAUCAGGGUUUUAAACAAGGCAUGAAGCUCACUAGCAACCCUUCUUCGAGUAACAUGACUUAUACUCUCGAGAUCAAAUCAGGAGAUAUGGUUUUAUCUCUCAACACCUUGUUGACUCCUCAAGUGUAUUGGUCCAUGGGGAAUGAAAGAGGGAAGAUCAUCAACAAAGACGGUGUUGUCACUUCAUCGUCUCUACUAGGGAACUCGUGGAGGUUCUUUGAUGAGAACCGGUCUUUGUUAUGGCAGUUUGUGUAUUCAGAUAACAAAGAUGGUAACACCACUUGGAUCGCGGUUUUGGGAAACAACGGUGUGAUCACCUUUUCGAAUCUUGGCACUGGUGCGUCUGGUGCUGAUUCUUCCAUUAAAAUCCCUAACGAUCAGUGUGCGACACCCGAGCCUUGCGGGCCUUACUACGUCUGCUCCGGUAGUAAAGUGUGUGGAUGUGUGUCAGGUUUGUCAAAAGCUCGGUCUGAUUGCAAAUCCGGGAUCGUGUCUCCUUGUAAGAAGACUGAAGAAGAUAACGCAACUUCCCCUGUGCAACUUGUAAAGGCUGGAGACAGAGUUGACUACUUCGCUCUAGGGUUUGCUACUCCCUUCUCCAAGAAAACUAGUCUUGAUAGGUGUAAAGAGCUUUGCAACAAGAACUGCUCGUGCCUCGGUCUUUUCUUUCAGAACAGUUCUGGUGACUGCUUCUUGUUUGAUUGGAUCGGAAGCUUUAGAAACUCUGGGAAUGGAGGCUCUGGUUACGUCUCUUACAUCAAGGUGGCUACUAAUGGUGGAGAUAACGGUGGAGAUGAUGGGAAACACUUUCCUUAUAUAGUAAUUAUUAUCUUGGUGACGGUUUUUAUUAUAGUUGUGUUGAUCUUUGCGGCUUUCCGGAUUCAUAGGAGAAAGAAAACGCAUUUUGAUGAGUUGGAACAGAGUUCAGAGGAGGAUGACUUCUUGGAGAAUCUAUCAGGGAUGCCUAUCCGGUUUGCUUACAAAGAUCUUCAGUUAGCUACUAAUAACUUCUCGGUCAAGUUAGGCCAAGGAGGGUUUGGUUCGGUCUACGAAGGGACUUUACCUGAUGGUUCUCGUUUAGCUGUUAAGAAGCUUGAAGGAAUAGGUCAAGGCAAGAAAGAGUUUAGAGCCGAGGUUAGUAUCAUCGGAAGCAUUCAUCAUCUUCAUUUAGUGAGACUCAGAGGGUUUUGCGUGGAAGGCACUCAUAGGCUUUUAGCUUAUGAGUUUUUAGCUAAAGGCUCGUUAGAGAGAUGGAUAUUCAGGAAAAAAGAUGGGGAUGUUCUGUUGGAUUGGGACACAAGGUUCAACAUAGCACUCGGAACAGCUAAAGGUUUAGCUUAUCUACAUGAAGAUUGCGAUGCGAGAAUCAUCCAUUGCGAUAUCAAACCUGAGAACAUCCUCUUAGAUGAUAACUUCAAUGCCAAGGUAUCUGAUUUCGGACUAGCUAAGCUCAUGACACGCGAGCAAAGCCACGUCUUUACGACCAUGCGUGGGACGAGAGGCUAUCUGGCUCCUGAAUGGAUCACAAGCUACGCGAUCUCGGAGAAGAGCGAUGUGUACAGCUACGGGAUGGUGUUGCUAGAGCUGAUAGGAGGGAGAAAGAACUACGAUCCGUCGGAGUCGUCCGAGAAGUGUCAUUUUCCUUCUUAUGCUUUCAAGAUGAUGGAAGAAGGGAAGGUUUUGGAGAUUGUCGAUGGGAAGAUGAAGAACGUUGAUUUGAACGAUGAGAGAGUUCAAAGGGCGAUGAGAACUGCGCUUUGGUGUAUACAAGAAGAUAUGCAUUUGAGACCGUCGAUGAGUAAAGUUGUUCAAAUGCUUGAAGGUGUUUUCCCGGUGGUUCAGCCUCCGUCUUCUUCCACUUUGGGCUCGAGGCUUUACUCGAGUUCGAUCAGUGAGGAAGGCGGUGGUACGUCGUUUGGACCGUCGGAUAGGAACAGUGAAAAUUGUCUCUCUGCCGUGAGACUCUCUGGUCCAAGAUAGCAGUCUUGUGUUCUAGCCAAUAUUUAGUGUCUUAUUACAUACUAGGUUUUUGGCUCAUUGUUUAUUUUAUUGUGUUGUGUUUAAAAUUAAAAGAAUAAUAGUGUCUCCAGUUUUGAAGUGUUCCAAAUGUUUUUACUAGGAUAAUUCAUUUUAAGACACAAAUUUAGGAGAUGAUUGGAAAAAACUGUAUCUUUAUAUUUUUUUGUCGUAGAAAUAAA